Messenger RNA from Parasteatoda tepidariorum (common house spider), 1395 nucleotides. It is a transcript of the gene Ssl1, whose product is annotated as general transcription factor IIH subunit 2 Ssl1. Gene Ontology annotation, cellular component: transcription factor TFIIH holo complex; transcription factor TFIIH core complex. The record is from RefSeq and is a predicted model, not a curated record. Lineage: Eukaryota; Metazoa; Arthropoda; Arachnida; Araneae; Theridiidae. Gene Ontology annotation, molecular function: zinc ion binding. Gene Ontology annotation, biological process: nucleotide-excision repair; DNA-templated transcription; regulation of transcription by RNA polymerase II.
UAGCCAUAACCGUAACUUAAAAGCUUUAUUUUUGUUUACAGUAGUAUGGAUGUCAAAGUCUCUAUGGUAUUGUAAGACUGGGAGUUAUUUCACUAUCUAUCUAGUAGAAAUAGUUUUAGCUAGAAAUAAAGUAUACUCAAUUCCUUUUAAAAACAUAAUGGCGAACGACGACGAUCAGAAAGGUUAUAGGUGGGAGACGGAAUAUGAAAAAACUUGGGAGGCCAUUCGUGAAGAUGAACAUGGUCUUUUGACAUCCAGUUUGGAAGAAAUUGUACAUAAAUCCCGAAGAAAGAGACUCUUAGAGAAAAAGAAUCUUAAAUUGGGUAUGAUGCGUCAUCUUUACUUGGUCAUCGAUACCUCAGAGACUAUGUUAGAGCCAGAUCUCAAGCCCACCCGGUAUCUCUGCACGAUCAAACUCCUCGAAAAAUUUGUUGAGGAAUAUUUCGAUCAAAAUCCAAUCAGUCAACUCGGUAUAAUAUGCACUAAGAACAAGAGAGCCGAGAAGAUUACAGAGUUAGCUGGCAACCCUCGAUCGCACAUCGAUGUCUUACAAAACUUGUCAAAAUCCGCUUGCGUUGGUGAGCCUUCUCUACAGAACUCUCUCGAUCUAGCAGCACAAACUCUGAGAUUCAUGCCUACUCACACCAGCAGAGAAAUAUUAGUCAUAUUCGGUAGUUUAACGACCUGCGAUCCUGGGGACAUCUACGAAACAAUUGAUUCUUUGGUGUCUCACAACAUUCGUUGUUCAAUCAUCGGACUAGCGGCAGAAUUAGUUGUGUGUAGGAAAAUCGCUAAAGCGACGCAGGGAAUGUAUAGCGUAGUCAUCGAUGACUCUCAUUUCAAGGAAUUGCUGUACGAGCAAGUGUCCCCGCCUCCUGCUACGAGUAGCACAGAAUCGUCACUCAUCCGCAUGGGGUUCCCCUAUCACCAAAGCAAAAGUGAAGGCAAACCAUCCAUGUGUAUGUGUCACCUGGAUAGUAAAGAACCCCAUCAAGGGUUCGGAACGGAGGGUUUUUACUGUCCACAGUGUAACAGUAAAUAUUGCGAACUCCCCGUGGAAUGCAAGGCUUGCGGUUUGACUCUAGUCUCUGCGCCCCAUUUGGCUCGCUCGUUUCACCACUUGUUUCCCCUCGACUGUUUCAACGAAAUGUCUGUUGCAAAUUUGGACCCUGAAAUUAAUAGGUAUUGUUAUAGUUGCCUGACUAUUUUUAACGAGCAAACAGUUUAUCAGUGCGGUGCUUGUAAAAAUAUAUUUUGUUUAGAGUGUGAUCUUUUCAUUCAUGAUUCACUUCACGCCUGUCCAGGAUGUUCCAGCUCUAGGAUAUGUUAAUUAAUUUGUAUCUAAAAGUUCCAUCAAUAGCUUUGAUAUUAAAUAAUGAUUAAUUUUUGAUGUUA